This is a messenger RNA of Vespula vulgaris, 2704 nucleotides long. RefSeq names its product carnitine O-acetyltransferase-like. Gene Ontology annotation, cellular component: peroxisome. Bases 398 to 2260 code for a protein of 620 amino acids. NCBI's taxonomy places the organism in Eukaryota, Metazoa, Arthropoda, Insecta, Hymenoptera, Vespidae. The transcript is spliced from 12 exons. The record is from RefSeq and is a predicted model, not a curated record. Gene Ontology annotation, molecular function: carnitine O-acetyltransferase activity. Gene Ontology annotation, biological process: carnitine metabolic process, CoA-linked.
ACACGCACCUUUAUCUAUAGAAAAUUCUCUGACAUUUAUCAAUUAUUUUUAUUCCGUUUUUUAUCUGUCGAUCUUUUUUUGUUUUUUUUUUAAAUUCCCUAUCCUUCCCCUAAAUACUUUUGUGCAUCCAACAUUUGCUUCUAGCGUGCACUAAAACUUUUUUUUGGAUAUCUGUUGUAUAAUAUUUUAUUUGUGGAACUUUUAUAUCUUUGAUACUUAAUGUGACUAUGAAUAUUUAAAAUAAAAAAAGAAAAGUCACUAAUUAAAAACAGAUAUUUAUAUUCGUAUUUUUUAAAUGCAAGUAAUCUUUGUAAAUGUCAAAAUAUUUAUUUUUGAUCAAAGUUAAUAUUUUCUUUUAAAUAUUAAUUGUUAAUCGUUAUAAAUUAUAAAAUCAAAAAUGCAGAAAAUAAUUUCUUCUUCGUUUGUACAUGGCAGAAUAUGUAAUACUAUUUCAAUGAUGUUACGUGCACAAUUAACAACAUUGAAAUUAAAUAAACAAGAACUUCCCAAACAGCCAAUUCCAGAUUUAAAAAAAACUGCGGAACGAUAUUUGACAUCUGUAAAACCAUUAUUGAGUGAAAAUGAAUAUUGUAAUACAAAAAGAAUUGUUGAGGAAUUUAUUUCUGAAAAUGGUCCUGGACCUUUUUUACAAUCAAAAUUAUUAGAAAGAUAUCAUAAUACUGAUAAUUGGAUGAAUAACUGGUGGAUAGAAGCAGCAUACUUAGGUUAUAGAGUUCCUCUUAUCAUGAAUUCUAAUCCUGCUAUUGUUGGUCCACCUUUAAAAUUUUGUCAUAAAGAAGAUAUAUAUAUAACUGCAGCACAUAUUAUUAAAGCUGUUUGUGAUUAUAAUGAUAUGUUGAAGAGUGGUAAAAUAAAACAAGAAAUGAUUAAAAAUGAACCACUAGAUAUGCAACAAUACGGAAUGAUUCUUGGAACGUAUCGUCGACCUGCACCAAAAUGUGAUCAACUACUACACACUGAUGAUUCAAAACACGUUAUAAUAAUGAGUAAUAAUAAUUUCUUUAAACUUGAUGUUAUUAAAAAUUCUUGUGUUUUGAAUGAAAGUCAAAUUGCUGGUGCAAUCAAAGAUAUUGUCAGUCGUUCCCAGACAAAAGGAAUGCCUAUUGGUAUUUUAACAGGAAAUGACAGAGAAACAUGGGCAGAAUGUUACUGCGUACUUAAAGAACAAGGAAAUAAUGGAAAAAUAAUAGAAGAUAUUGAGCAAUCAAUGUUCAUAUUAUGUCUGGAUAAAGAAAUGCCUAAAGAAAUUUUUGGAAACAGAAAUAAUGCUUCUGUUAGAGCUCUACAAUCCUUAAGCGGUUAUAACAGUGAUUUAAAUGCAGGAAACAGAUGGCAUGAUAAGACUAUACAGUACUUUGUUUCUACGGACGGUUUUCUUGGAUUGGAAAUGGAGCACAGUCCAUGCGAAGGUGUCCCUGUUGCUGUGUUACAUGACCACAUUGUAAAAUACAUCACAUCAAAAUUAAAUGAUGUAAAAUGUGACAAAUUCGAUGACUUCCCAAGGGCAGAAUGUUUAAAAUUUGAAACCAAUGACAUAAUAGAUUGUGCUAUUCAAAAUGCUACCUGCAUUGUGGAUAGUAUCUCACAAAAUGUUCAUAUGGAUUGCUUUACAUUUAAUGAGUUUGGAAGUAAAGAGAUAAAGAAAUAUAAGACAAGUCCUGAUAGUUUCAUUCAAAUUGCCAUGCAAGUUACUUAUUAUAAAGUUCGCAAUGAACCACCAAAUCAUUAUGAAAGCGCUGGAUUAAGAAGAUUUAAAAAUGCAAGGACAGAAUGUAUCAGAUCGACUAGCACCGAAUCUGUAUCAUUUGCAAAAGCCAUGAGUAAAGAUGGAUGUACGGAUGAAAAACAAUUAAAAGAAAUGAUGUUUACAGCCAUAAACAAACAUAAAACGACUGCAACCGAGGCUUCAUUAGGACAAGGUGUCGAUAGGCACUUAUUUGGUUUAAAAAUGGUAGCUUCUAUCGAAUCAAUGUGUCUUCCAGAAUUGUAUAAGGAUGUUGCAUAUAUUAAAAGUACAUACUAUGAUUUAACAACGAGUCAAGUACCUCAUAAAACAUCGUCAUUUAUGUGUUACGGUCCGGUUGUACCAGAAGGUUACGGUUGUUGUUAUAAUCCUCGAGAGAACGAUAUUCUCUUUGGUUGCUCUUCCUUUAAAUCCAGUACAAAGCCAGAUGCAACACAAUUUGCCAACACAUUAAAAGAAACUUUGUGUCGGAUGAGAAAUUUAUGUAAUGUUUGAUUGAAUAUAUAUUACGUAAUGGUAAAAAUAUAUAUUAUAAUUAUUUCAUUUGUUAACUUGGAUAGAUUAUCCAUACGCUAUAUUGUUUUCACAAUUUAUAUUUAAACAAUAAAAUUCUCAAUUUCUAAACAUAAUAUAAAAAAUACUUAAUAUCUAUUUGAUUUUUUUCUUUGGGGGGGAAAAAAGAGGAAUCGUCGAAAAAAAGGAAGCAAUGUUGCCAGUCCGAUUUAUCAAACUGACUUCUCAUCUUUGUAUAAUUUUUCCAUGAAUUUUUUUUUAUUUUUAACAAUAUACAAUAUAAAAUAUUACGAAAUUAAGUAAGUUAUAAUGAAAAUAUAUAUAUUCUAUUAUUGUUGUCUACCCGUAAUAUUCCACAUGUACUUCCUAUGGUUGUUUAUACAAUAAUUGAUAUAAAUAAAAAUAAUAUAUACCGUACAAUGAAAA